Pieris macdunnoughi is the source of this 1845-nucleotide messenger RNA. The record is from the annotation of a GenBank genome assembly. NCBI's taxonomy places the organism in Eukaryota, Metazoa, Arthropoda, Insecta, Lepidoptera, Pieridae.
AUGAAACAAGCGCGAUUUGCUGGGUCAUCACGACAAGUUGUUAAAGGCGUAAAUGGAAGAUUUAUCUCCGGACAGCUGGUUGCGAUCAUGGGCCCAUCUGGUGCUGGCAAAAGUUCACUGUUGAAUGCAAUAUCCGGUUACAGGUCAAAUGGUGUCGCAGGCGAGCUAUUGGUGAACGGAGAAGCGCGCGAUGAGAAAUCGUUCCAAAGAUCUUCGUGUUAUAUCACUCAAGAAGACUUGCUUCAGCCUUUAUUAACUGUGCGAGAGGCGAUAGACGUCGCGGCCAGCUUGAAAUUGCCAAAAGGAAGCAAAGCCCCCUCAGAAGAGAUAUUACAAGAGUUAGGCCUGUUGGAACACCAGCACACUAAGACCGAUCUAUUAUCGGGUGGACAAAAGAAGAGGCUAUCAAUCGCCCUGGAGUUGGUGAACAAUCCACCUGUAUUCUUCCUUGAUGAGCCGACGAGUGGUCUGGACAAUGUCACGACUGUGCAGUGUGUCAAACUACUAAAGCAGCUCGCGAGACAAGGAAGAACUGUGGUCUGCACCAUCCACCAGCCUGCCGCUUCGCUCUUCGAGUUGUUUGACCAGGCGUACAUAAUCGCUGAUGGUCUAUGCAUCUACCAAGGAGACACUGAGGCCAUGGUACCACAUCUAUCCAGCCUGGGCCUAGUUUGUCCUCGCCAUCACAAUCCAGCGGAUUAUAUAAUCGAGCUAACGGAGAGUCAAGAAUGCAUACAAAUAUUGUCAGAAGAAAUCCUUAACGGAAGUCUGUAUAAGUCAACUAAAAUUGACAGUACAAACCCGGAGCCAGUCAACACAAUGCAAUUAAAGAUUUGUUACCAAACAGAAGACAAUAAUGGUGAAACGGAAAUAGUACUAACAACAGACAAAUGCACGUUUAACAUGGAAGAGUAUACGGCAGCGUCAUCAACAACUUUAGAGAGUAAAAUUUCCAAGGACUCCUCAGUGGCCUGGAUGAAAAUGCAGAAAGUAGAAACCAAAGGAUACCCCAGUACAUUCUCCCAACAGUUCAUUAUACUACUAACAAGAAUGCUACUGCAAAUAUCAAGAAAUCGACCAGCACUAUGGAUUCAAACUAUUCACCACAUAGGCUGUGCGCUUUUGAUAGGCGUAUGUUUCUUCAAUAUGGCAAAUGACGGUACACAAAUGUUUAACCAUUUGAAGAUGUGCGUGGGACUUGUUAUAUUCUUCGUUUACACACAAAUCAUGGUACCAGUACUAGUCUAUCCCCAAGAGGUAAAGUUGGUGAAAAAGGAACAUUUCAAUGGCUGGUACAACCUGGUGCCAUACUACGCGGCGUUAACAGUCUCAAAACUUCCAGUACAAGUUACCUUAAACAUGAUCUUUUCAACGAUUGUGUUCUUCAUGGUCGGAGUUCCAUACGCCCAUAAUAGGUUCCUGGCGUUCUGUAUAAUAGGAAAUAUUGUUUCUCUGGUCGCUGAGGGUGUCGGGAUGGCUAUUGGAUCGGUGUUUAGUGUUAGGAAUGGAUGUGCGAUCGGCCCGGCAGCUAUCGCCCCUUUCCUUGGUUUGGCCAUCUACGGCUUCGACUUCGCCCACAAAAUCCCCCUAAUAAUGAACAUCAUUAUGAAGACUUCCUUCAUCCGAUGCGGAGUAGUUGCCAUGGUGCUUACAAUUUUCGGCUUUGGACGGCAACCCCUUGAGUGUAGCGAUGUCUACUGCCACUUUGCAAAGCCAGACGUCCUAUUACAGUACUUAGAUAUCGAAAAAAGUUCAGUCUGGUUCGAAAUAUUUAUAAUGGUCAGCAUCAUGUUCGCCGUACGGUUUCUUUGUUUCAUGGGCCUCAGGUGGCGGUUCGCGACAUGA